AUGCUUCCUGGCGUUCGUCCUGGUGCUCUCUCUGGCAUUCACAAUCUUUCCGCACGCGACUCUGGUGAUCAUUCACAAUCCACCCAUCCUUCUCCUCGCGCUUCUCACUGGGACGGCAACUCGGCCUCAGAACUCCCUGCGGCAUUCGCUCCGUUGAAUCUUCCUCCCCCUGAAGAGUAUUUCCAACGAAAAGUUGCUCUAAUCAGCGGUAUCACUGGACAAGAUGGCUCUUAUCUUACCGAAUUCCUCUUGGAAAAGGGAUACACUGUACACGGUAUCAUCAGGCGUUCCUCGAGCUUCAACACUGGCAGGUUGCAUCACUUGUAUGAGGACCAGCACGAGAGGCCGAACAAAUUUCACCUUCACUACGGUGACCUCACCGACAGCACUGCUCUCGUGUUCCUCAUGGCCCGAAUCCUUCCAACUGAAGUAUACAACUUGGGAGCACAAAGUCACGUCAAGGUUUCCUUCUCACUCGCAGAAUACACUGCAGACGUGGAUGCCAUCGGUACUUUGAGGCUGUUGGAUGCUAUCCGAACUUGUGGCUUGACGAAACAUUGCCGAUUUUACCAAGCAAGCACAUCCGAGUUGUACGGUCUCGUGCAAGAGGUUCCUCAAAGCGAAACUACUCCUUUCUAUCCUCGAUCUCCGUAUGGUGUAGCAAAAUUAUACGCGUACUGGAUUACGGUCAACUACCGCGAGGCAUACGGGAUGUAUGCUGUAAACGGUAUCUUGUUUAAUCACGAAAGUCCCCGAAGAGGCAGAACAUUUGUCACUAGAAAAAUCACUCGAGCUGUUGCUGAAAUUUAUGAAAAGAAACAAGCAUGUUUGUGGCUUGGAAACCUCGACGCUCAACGAGACUGGGGUCACGCUAAUGACUAUAUAGAGGGAAUGUGGUUGAUGCUCCAAGGCCAAGGCCUUCCAGAAGAACCACCUACUGACUUUGUUCUCGCAACUGGAGAGACUCACCCCGUACGGGAAUUCGUAGAAAAAGCAUUUGGUGUUGUGGGUAUCAAGCUCGCCUGGUCAGGUUCCGGUCUCGACGAAGAGGCGAGAGAUGUGAAUACAGGCAAAGUUGUGGUCAAGAUAGACCCGCAAUACUUCAGGCCGGCCGAAGUCGAGCUUCUUCUCGGAAACCCUGCCAAAGCUGAACGUAUGCUGGGUUGGAAGCGUAAGGUCAACUUUGAGGACCUGGUCAAAGAGAUGGUAGAGGCUGACCUGACGGCUGUGAGGAACUUCGUCGAAGAUCAAAACUGA
Lentinula edodes (shiitake mushroom) is the source of this 1257-nucleotide messenger RNA. RefSeq names its product GDP-mannose 4,6-dehydratase. Lineage: Eukaryota; Fungi; Basidiomycota; Agaricomycetes; Agaricales; Omphalotaceae. The record is from RefSeq and is a predicted model, not a curated record. Gene Ontology annotation, biological process: GDP-mannose metabolic process. The coding region runs from base 1 to 1257 and encodes 418 amino acids. The transcript is spliced from 9 exons. Gene Ontology annotation, molecular function: GDP-mannose 4,6-dehydratase activity.